CGCGUAGGCUACUAAACCGAAAGUAGAUUUCCCGUGUCCGUGCAGGCGUGCGGAAUGCUCGUUGUGUGAGGACUGUUCAUUUUUGUAGGCUACUGGAUAAACGCUGCGACACCUCCUGCAGAUGUUUCAUUCGACAGGGUGAAGAUGACUCACUUUAAUCUGACCAUUGCGGAGGAGAUGCAGCUGUUCCAGAGAGAGACUCACUGUAAUCUGACCAUCGGGGAGGAGGUGCGGGUGUUCCAAAUGGUGACGGCCAUCCCCACGUUCGUCCUCGGUGUUCUGGUCAACUCUGCGGUACUGGUGCUCUUCUGUCGGCAGUGGCGGAACUGCAGCGACAUGAUGGUGUACCUGACCAACCUGGCACUGGCCGACAUCUGCGUCCUGGUGUCGCUGCCCUUCAGGAUGUACUCGUACCAGAACCCCUGGCCCUUCUCCAUCAGCUCCUGCCUGGUCUUCGUCUCCACCUACUUCGUCAACAUGUACGUCAGCAUCUUCACCACCGUGGCCAUUAGUGUCGUCCGCUACGUGGCUGUUAAGUACCCCUUCAAGGCGCAUGCUGUUAUGUCCCCGUGGAAGGCGCUGGUGGUGUGUGUGAGCAUCUGGGCGGUCAUUGCCUCCCUGAGCGCCACGUUCCACUCUGUAGAUAAGCCGCAAGGAAAUUCGUCAGAAAACUCGCCUAGUUUCAAGUGCUUCCAGAAGAACUCAAACCGACCGCUCCCCCUCUCCUUCAUCCUGACGCUGGACGUUGUGGGUUACAUGCUGCCGUUCGUCAUCAUCACGUACUGCUCGGUGAUGGUGAUCCGCACCCUCUCCAGGAGGACGGACUCAGAGGGUGACAGCACACAGAAGAGCAAGUCGGUGAACAUCAUCACCGCCAACCUCGCCAUCUUCAUCGUCUGCUUCUCGCCGCUCCACUUCGGCUACCUGUUCAAGUUCCUGUGCGAGACCUACUCAAAAAACUGUGCCCUGAAGCAGUUUGCCCACUCUUUCGUCCACGUGGCCAACAGCCUGGCAUCCACCAACUGCUUCCUGGACGCCUUCAGCUACUACUUCCUGGCGCGUGGCAGCUGGGGGACUGUGAAUGACGCGUGCUGUGGCACCCAGCACAGGGAGACGGUCAACACCGUGAUCUGACCGUCAGGGUCAGGCUAGUUGUGGUAGUUGUGAAAUAACUGAAACACCUUCGCUCACCCCCUAGCAUUCCGAACUCCGCCGUUUUCAGCCGAGCUUGCAGUAGGCUUGAAUCUAUUAGAUUGGGCAUAACGUACCCUAUGCAGCUAAAUCGCUAUUUUUAAACCAUUAAAACGGUUCCAUGUAACUCCACACUGUAUUGGUAGACUUCUGAGGGUCCUGACAUUUAAAACGAGAUACUGAGAACUUUGGAAAUGCACAGGAAGUUUAUUAAAAAAGA
Messenger RNA from Sardina pilchardus (European sardine), 1411 nucleotides. Its product is annotated as G-protein coupled receptor 35-like. Gene Ontology annotation, molecular function: G protein-coupled receptor activity. Bases 145 to 1134 code for a protein of 329 amino acids. The record is from RefSeq and is a predicted model, not a curated record. Lineage: Eukaryota; Metazoa; Chordata; Actinopteri; Clupeiformes; Clupeidae. The transcript has 2 exons. Gene Ontology annotation, cellular component: plasma membrane. Gene Ontology annotation, biological process: phospholipase C-activating G protein-coupled receptor signaling pathway; positive regulation of Rho protein signal transduction.